AGCAAACAGACGCAGUGAAUCGUCGAUCCCCAGGAAAGGAUGGGGAACUGUGGGAAGUGGGGGGGAGACACAAAUCCAAACAAUGCGGACAAGUAUGGGGAAUCUUUGAAUUUGUGUGUGUAUUUAUUUGUGUGUCCCAGGGCCCCUUUAGGCGAGGGCGGCAUCGGGCCGCGUGCGGCGGCAGCGGGCGCGGUGGCGACAGGCGAUGUCGGCGGCGACGUGCUGCUGGCGGGGUUGCCAUGGCGAGGGCCAGGGGGGAGCAGAGAGCUGGAUCCGGAUCACGAAAAGUCCGAGGAGCUGCACGGACUGGAGAAGCAGGGCGCACGGAACAGGGCAUGGAGUCGUUGCCCAGCUCUAUGGACGCCUGCGGACUGCCGCCUGGUGGAGUGGACGGUGGCGGAGCGCCGUGCGAGGAGCGCUCCGAGGGGGCUGCGGUUCCGCCUGGCGGAGCGUGUGAGCCGCGCCGCCGAGUUGCCAGCGCCGUCAUUGGCGACGGGCGCGCGCUGGUGGAAAGGCUUCAAGGAGCUGGUGGGCAGGAACAUCGACGAGGUGGCCGCUCAAGUCGGUGGCGAAGUUCACGGUGGAGUGGCGGCCCAGGGCGUGGAGGCGGAGACGUGAGGCACGCAGCAAAAGGCCAAAGGUAGCAGCCAGGAGUUCGAUGGGGACGUUGUCGAGCCUGUGCAGGGCGGCGCGACGCUGCAGGCGCUGGUCGAGGGACCGGGCGUGGGCGCCUUGGUGCCUCUCGAAGCGGAGGCCGCGGACCCGGAGGACGAGGAGUGCGGCUCCUCCGGGGGCGGCGGCACGAGUGCGGGCGAGAAGGACGGCGAGGAGGAUCACGUCGUUGAGGGCCUGCUGCCGUGGUCCUGCGGGGGCCGCGUGCGCGGGCCUUCCUGGUGGUGCUCGGUGCCCCAGCCGUGCGCGGGCGGUCGGCAACAGGCCGCGAAGCUCAUCGCCAGGCGCUGGCAGGAGUGGGGGUUGCACAAGCUGCAGGGCGAGCGGGUCCGCGGGUGCGGGAGGAGUGCCGGCCCGCCCUGCUGGCCAGGGCUCGCGCGGCCCGUGCGGCCAAGAGGGCCAGGUGAUCUGCGAGAGUCGGCUCCUUAGGGGCUGACCUGACGGGUCCCAGUAGGCGCUGGCUUGAUGGGCUCCCGCGGGAGCCCAUGAACCGUGCGCCCUGUCGCGUUGCGGUUUGGGUGUGCG
Prorocentrum cordatum is the source of this 1197-nucleotide messenger RNA. The record is from the annotation of a GenBank genome assembly. NCBI's taxonomy places the organism in Eukaryota, Dinophyceae, Prorocentrales, Prorocentraceae.